CGCGGGUAAGACGGCAAAACCCUGUGUAGGGUGAAUAUGUGCAUGGUUGAGAUGACGAUGAUGAAGUAGACAUCGAGGACAUUGAGAUUGAGGAAGAACAAGAAACAGUUCUGAGUAAUAAGGGAUGAAGCAUUUCUACAGCACUGUUGAUGAACUUGGAGCUUUGACUGAAGUAACCGGAUUCGACACCGUACCUUCCGAGGAGGCCGAUUUUACGAGACACAAAGCCCCGCCCCUAAACGCACGUCUGAAGUCGGACCGUAAACACAGAUCGUACACGGUUUGCGAAGUCUGUAACAUUCAGCUGAACUCGGCCGCACAGGCACAGAUACACUACAACGGCAAAACUCACCAGAAGAGACUGAGACACAUGAAGAGCGGAAACACAGGUCCGGCGGCUCAGGGCAGCCCCCUGCUGGCUGCGUUACCCGUACAAACUCGCCCGCUGCAGACGCCUCUGGAGCUGAAGAACUUUCUGCCCUUCAGACUCAACGGUUCCAGUCCACUUAGCCUGUUUCCCAACUUCAAUACGAUGGACCCUGUGCAAAAGGCCGUUAUUAACCACACCUUCGGGGUUCCUCAGAAGAAGAAGCAGGUUAUCUCCUGCAACAUCUGCCACCUUCGCUUCAACUCCACGAAUCAGGCCGAAGCGCAUUAUAAAGGUCAUAAGCACGCUCGUAAGCUGAAAGCUUUGGAGUCCCAGAAGAACAAGCAGCACAGACGGCAACUCGACAGCACACACAGCAGCCGAGACAGAAACAGAGAGAAAGACAGAGACAGAGACAGAGACAGAGGGAGGAUGAUUGCAGCUGAUCCUCACCCUGCUCUGCUGGAUUCCUGUGCAGUGGAAGCAUCCACUCUCCAGUGUGACUCUGACUCUGUGGUGAAGCUGAGCGAGGCUCAGGUCAGCUCAGUGGUCCUCACUCCGCUAUCGGAGGUGUCGUGCACAGACGUCUCCUCUCCUCCUUCGCAGCACUCAGACAGCCUGCAGGAUGGUGCUGGUCCCAGCGAGACAGCCACAGAGAAGGAAAGCCUGCCUAAAGAGGCCCUGAGGGAGAAAGACCCCAGGAGGAGCAAGCAUCACCUGCACUGUCCUGUUUGCAAAGUGACAGUCAAUUCAAUCACUCAACUGGAAGCCCACAACAGCGGAAUCAAGCACAAACUGAUGCUGGAGGGACAGAGCGUGUUGCCACGGCGACGAGGGAAGGCACUGUCCUCCCGCGCUGCAUGUAAAAGCAAGCGAUUGGCCAACAAGGGCAGCCUGGGUGUAAGCAGCAAGAGCUUCCAUUGUGAAGUGUGUGAGAUCCACGUCAACUCAGAGACUCAGCUCAACCAGCACAUGAACAGUCGCAGACAUAAAGACAGAUUGGCUGGAAAGCCUCCCAAACCCAAAUUCAGCCCUCACAGCAAGACUCAGCCAACCUCAGCAGUGUCGAGCAUCAGGUGGAACGGAUACGCAGGAGGAGCCAUGUCAGCCAUGAAAAAAGUCUUUAACCAGUACGGUCUCACUUCUCUCUCUUCACAGACCAAACUGGCUCUCCAGAAGCAGCUGACUAAAAGUUUGACCACCAGUUUCUUGCCAGCUGCUAUAACUCCGCCCACGCUUUGCACAGUGGCAGCCAAUCCGCUCGCUCUUCGACACCCUGCCGCCUUCAUUCCUGCUCCGAUCUUAGGCCCCACCCUAUUUCGGCCUGCGCCGGGACCACUGCGGGCAACACACACACCUAUACUAUUCUCACCUUAUUAAAGUAUGCAUAAACAUACACACAUACACAUGCACACACGCUUAUGGUACAGGAAUGGUUUAGAGUUACACACAGAACAUGUGAACACACACAAUAGGGUCUUAAAAAUCUCAAAACUGAUACACACACACUCUGCACUCUCCUCUAGGACUGUGGCCCUCACAAGAGGAUCACUAUUGAACUAUGCAGCACAGAAAGGUAGAAAGCAAAGACAGACAGAUGAUUUGAGAGAAAACAUGGACGCAAGAGGAGACGUACACGCACGCGCCCCCAGGCUGGGGGAGGGCCCUAGAGACCUCAUUGACCCGCCCACCUCUCUAUUCCUUCAAAUAGAGGUUGACUGCUAGGUCACACCUCCAGGGAAAUGCGUGGAGCCUCGUAUAGUUGACUGGGACCUCGUAUAGUUUUAUAAGACAUUAACCAUAGGAUUUUACUGUGUAAUUUAUUAGAUGUACAACAGCAUUAUAGAACUAGAGCACAUUUCUUAGUGAGACAAAUGCAAACAUCCCUUUACUCAAGGCUUCUUUUUUUUUCUUAAUCUGUGUUUAUUCCUUUUUAUUUGAAGUUUCAUUUACAUCAUACCCCUCCAGCCCCCCCCAACACGAACAAACAUGUUAUUGCUCCCUGGAAACCAUAAAAGAGCUGUCGCUAUGCAUCAUGGGUAAUCAUCGUGGGAUCAUCAAUGAAUACGAGUGCAGUGCAUCGAGAUGACAAUUUGCAGGCAAAUCAGCGCUCCAUCGCUAACACACCCUGACACGCACACACACUCGCAUACAAUCAGUGUUCCAAUUUUUUCCGCAUAGAUUAGAUGGUUUUCAGUCAGAAGGAUACACAUGUGCGUGCACACACACACACACACACACACACACAGAUGAUUAUAACAGUCGCAUUUCAGCCCGGCAUGUUGGUAUAUUUUGCUCUCUGUGUUAUCUCAUUAAGACCACACAAAGGUCAACCUGCCAGUUCAAAUCCAUCUCACAUCAUCUGAUUACAAUUUCAAUUCCCGCCAUGUUACCCAAGUGUGUGAGCGCGUACAAGGGUGUGUAUGAGUAUGUGUGAAACACAUGAGCCUCAUUCUCUCAUGGACACUGUAGCUCAUCUCUGUCAUCCAGCAGCGCUCUCUGCUGUACAAGGAGGAGCUCUGUAUGUUUCUCCUGCCCACUGGGGUAUUUCUAAAGGAGCGCUCCAGCAUUUUUUUACUUCUUUAACCUUUACCACAUCCGGCCAACGUAUACAUGCUCAUCACAGACAUGAACGAGAAAAGAACAGAAUGCCUGUUUACUCAGAUUUUAUUUAUAACUGAAGUCGAAGGGAAGAUGGUCGCUGAUGGGCGUGGUCUUCAUCAGGAUGGCUCCGCCCACAUCCACAGGGCCUGAACGUUCACUGAA
Messenger RNA from Tachysurus vachellii, 3133 nucleotides. It is a transcript of the gene znf385c, whose product is annotated as zinc finger protein 385C. Gene Ontology annotation, molecular function: nucleic acid binding; zinc ion binding. The transcript has 10 exons. The record is from RefSeq and is a predicted model, not a curated record. Lineage: Eukaryota; Metazoa; Chordata; Actinopteri; Siluriformes; Bagridae. Bases 125 to 1747 code for a protein of 540 amino acids. Gene Ontology annotation, cellular component: nucleus.